AUGGAGAAAGUCAAAACAUUUUCUUUCUUUUCAGACAAAUUUCACAUGAUACAUAACCAGUGGGAAUACAACGAUAAACGAUACCUGGGCAGUGUUUGGAAGCAAAUUUCCAUGCCCAUCUUUCACAGCAGAAGAGUCGCCAAUAGCAAAUAUACGCGGGUGACCCUCAACACGAAGAGUUUCAUCAGUAUCAGCUUGACCCCUACUGUUCAGAGGAAAAUCAAUGGGUUUAUCACCGGUUUUGUGCUGAGGAAGCACAGAACAGACAAAGUAACCCAGCAAAAGCUGCACAUUCCUGGAUGCGAGAACCUGCCAGAAGAUACUUCUCAAUUACGUGAACACUACAAGAAGCACUCAGAUGUUGAAAACACUGCAAAAGCGAACAUGAUUCCCGAUUGCCAGGAGUAG
This is a messenger RNA of Striga asiatica, 408 nucleotides long. The record is from the annotation of a GenBank genome assembly. NCBI's taxonomy places the organism in Eukaryota, Viridiplantae, Streptophyta, Magnoliopsida, Lamiales, Orobanchaceae.